UGGAAUGACUCUUUCAUCUCUGACAGAAUAUUUAUGUGAAAGUCCAGCAGAACUAUAUUCGUUAUUAUGUCACCGUGCACCUUCUAUAACACGAGCCUGGUUUGAUAGGUCGAAGACUUCUUCAAGUUUCAAGAUAACAAGUCUGUGGUCUACACGAGAUCCAGUUUUAGAGAAACAACGCAAGUUUUUGCGUUUACACUGGCAAUGUUGUUUUGAAAGCUUUGAUUCUACUCUAUUCUCUGUAGAGGAUGAUUGUGUUUAUAUGAGCUGUAGUCCAUCUGGAAAUCGUACUGUAAAAUUUUUUCAGACCAACGGAAAGAAGACUUGCAAUAGAAGAUUAGAAAUAUGGAGUAAAUGUACCUUGGAAAGAACGAUUUGUUGUAGUGAGACAUUGCACGGCGCUUUUUAUUUCGAUGAAUGGUUUGGAGGAGUUGCGUGGUCUCCAGAUGAAGAGAAACUGUUGUAUUUGGCUGAACAACCUAGCGAUCUUACAGCUUCAUUCUUUUCUACAGAUUGUAAGCCGGAGCAAAGAAAGGGAGAACAGUUUGUUCGUCAAAUGGACUUUGGAGAAACUUAUACCGGCAAGAAGUUGGCAGCACUGUAUGUAUUGGAUAUGUUUCAAAUAUAUCGAGUACAAGGAUUGGACAAUCAAAUGGCAGUUUCAGAACCCCAAUGGUCACCAUAUAGUAAUCAUAUCGUGCUGAUUGGUAGACAUUUGGAAUCUUAUCCGUUGGGAGUCAAAUAUUGUUACAAUAGGCCGAGUGUUCUUCUAUUAGCACAUCUUGUCCUAUCCAAAGAUUCUGCCAAAGUGGACAACAUUCAGUUACUCACGAAUCCUCAAAAAGAACACUUGGAUUGGUGUGUUCGUUCUCCUCGUUUUCAUCCAUCAGGAGAUUGGAUAUUAUAUGUUUCUACUCCUAAAACGCCGCAAGAUGUUCAUAAUGGAACAAGUAUACUUCGUCUAGUGGAUUGGAAAGCAUCGAGAAUAGUUACUUUAAUCGAUGUGGUACAUCAGAAGAAUGAUAGUAAUGAAGAUGUCUUUCCAGGUCUGUAUUUACACGCAUUGCCAAAUCAUCCAUGGCAAGAUGAGCAAACUGUAUGGUUGGACUCCAUUUGGAAUUCCCAAUCAGUUCUGUUACAAAUCAACAAUAUAUCGUUAACAGAGCCUUUAAGAGUAAAUAUUCGGCGACUUGAUAUUUCAGGUGAUGAACAGGAGAAUAUCUUUGUUUUGGAUGUUCUCUCUAACAAUAUUUUGUUGAAUAUUAGCACUCCUCUCUGUUCUUCAUGUCUUUAUUUGUUGAGAAUGUCAUCGGAAGGAAACCGUGUGUUGGAUAGAAUCCGACUUAGUGAGCCUCUGGAUCUUUCAUUUGCUUUGGAGUGGAUAAGACCAACUGGUUUACAGUUGACAGAAGAACAACAAGUCAAGUUGUUAACAUUAUCGCAUUCAGAACCGUUUCAACUCCAUGAUCAGACCUUUCAAGCAUUUAUUGUAUAUCCUCGUCCAUCUUAUUUAAAUGAAAAGAAGAAAAUGUCCUUGAUUUGUUUUCCACAUGGUGGACCACAUUCAAGUCAUUUAAUACAAUUUCAAUUAGGUGUGGCUUUUUUAGCUUUGAGAGGUUAUGCUGUAUUAAUGGUGAACUAUCGAGGGUCUUUGGGAAGAGGACAACAAUCUUUGAAUAGUCUAGUUGGCAAAAUAGGUUAUCAAGAUGUAGAAGAAUGUGUUGUUGCAACAAAAUGGGCACGGCAGAUAGUUCCAACCCUUUCUGAGGAAACAUUGGUAGCUGCUCUGGGUGGCAGUCAUGGAGGCUUUUUAAGUGCUCAUCUUACCUCGCAAUAUCCAUCCAUAUAUAAAGUAGCUGUCUUGCGCAAUCCAGUAACGAACAUUGUUUCAAUGCAUUCUUCAACGGAUAUAAGAGAUUGGUGUUUUACAGAACUGGGUUAUUCCAAUUGGCAAACCAAGGACGAAAUAGUAUCAUUAUUAUUGGCACAACCCGAAAUACUCGAUCGAAUGUGGAAGCACUCUCCUGUUUCUCAUGUUACGAACUGUCAAGCUCCAACCUUGUUGUUGUUAGGAGGGAGCGAUCGUAGAGUACCACCAUCUCAAGGUAUCGAAUGGCAUCAAAUUUUGCGAUCGAAAAAUAUUCCUAGUAAAUUGUUGUGGUAUCCUGAUGCGGAUCAUUCUAUAAGUGAUUCACCAGCGAAUGACGAUGCGUGGAUGCAUACUUUAUUAUGGUUAGAUGAGCACUUGUAUCAAUAAGGAAUUGUGAAAUAAAUAAGGCA
Galdieria sulphuraria is the source of this 2280-nucleotide messenger RNA. RefSeq names its product acylaminoacyl-peptidase. The transcript has 2 exons. Gene Ontology annotation, biological process: proteolysis. Gene Ontology annotation, molecular function: serine-type endopeptidase activity. The record is from RefSeq and is a predicted model, not a curated record. NCBI's taxonomy places the organism in Eukaryota, Rhodophyta, Bangiophyceae, Galdieriales, Galdieriaceae. The coding region runs from base 5 to 2257 and encodes 750 amino acids.